AUGGCAGACGACGCUGACAUGCGCAAUGAGCUGGAAGAGAUGCAACGGCGUGCAGACCAGCUGGCCGAUGAGUCACUGGAAAGCACCCGCCGAAUGCUACAGUAUGUUGAAGGGAGUAAAGAUGCUGGAAUCAGGACUUUGGUUAUGUUGGAUGAGCAAGGAGAACAACUGGAACGCAUCGAGGAAGGGAUGGAGCAAAUCAAUAAGGACAUGAAAGAAGCAGAAAAGAAUUUGACGGACCUAGGAAAAUUCUGUGGUCUAUGUGUCUGUCCAUGUAACAAGCUUAAGUCAAGUGAUGCUUACAAAAAAGCUUGGGGCAAUAAUCAAGAUGGAGUGGUAGCAAGUCAGCCCGCCCGUGUCGUGGAUGAACGUGAACAGAUGGCUAUUAGUGGUGGCUUUGUUCGUAGAGUAACAAAUGAUGCUCGAGAAGCAGAGAUGGAUGAGAACCUUGAGCAAGUCAGUGGCAUUAUUGGAAAUCUUCGUCACAUGGCUCUGGAUAUGGGCAAUGAGAUUGACACACAAAACCGCCAGAUCGACAGGAUCAUGGAGAAGGCCGACUCCAACAAAGCAAGGAUCGACGAGGCCAACACACGUGCCACAAAGAUGCUGGGCAGUGGCUAA
Messenger RNA from Staurois parvus, 621 nucleotides. Lineage: Eukaryota; Metazoa; Chordata; Amphibia; Anura; Ranidae. The record is from the annotation of a GenBank genome assembly.